AUGGAGGCUGGGAAGCGCAGCUCCUCUCCCGGCAGCCGGGACGAUGGCAGCGCUAACGCCUUCCCAGGCAAGCUGGCGGCGCCGGCGGAGAAAGCCCAGAGCAGCCCCGGCGGCGGGGGCAGCGGCGGCGUGAAGGAGCAUGGCAACUCGGUGUGCUUCAAAGUGGACGGCGGCGGCGGCGAGGAGCCGGUGGUGGGUUUCGAGGACGCCGAGGGUCCCCGGCGGCAGUACGGCUUCAUGCAGCGGCAGUUCACCUCCAUGCUGCAGCCCGGGGUCAACAAAUUCUCCCUCCGCAUGUUCGGGAGCCAGAAGGCGGUGGAGAAGGAGCAGGAAAGGGUUAAAACUGCGGGGUUCUGGAUCAUACACCCCUACAGCGACUUCAGGUUUUACUGGGACUUAAUCAUGCUCAUAAUGAUGGUUGGAAACCUUGUCAUUAUACCAGUUGGAAUCACAUUCUUCACAGAACAAACAACAACACCAUGGAUUAUUUUCAAUGUGGCAUCAGACACUGUUUUUCUAUUGGACUUGAUCAUGAAUUUUAGAACUGGGACUGUUAAUGAAGACAGCUCUGAAAUAAUACUGGACCCUAAAGUCAUCAAGAUGAAUUACUUAAAAAGCUGGUUUGUGGUUGACUUCAUCUCAUCAAUACCAGUGGAUUAUAUCUUUCUCAUUGUAGAAAAAGGAAUGGAUUCAGAGGUUUACAAGACAGCAAGAGCACUCCGUAUUGUGAGAUUUACAAAAAUCCUCAGCCUGUUACGUUUAUUACGACUUUCAAGACUGAUUAGAUACAUACACCAAUGGGAAGAGAUAUUCCACAUGACAUAUGAUCUGGCAAGUGCUGUGGUGAGAAUCUUUAAUCUGAUUGGAAUGAUGUUGCUGCUUUGCCACUGGGAUGGUUGUCUUCAGUUUUUAGUACCAUUACUCCAGGAUUUCCCACCAGAUUGCUGGGUGUCCCUAAACGGUAUGGUUAAUGAUUCCUGGGGAAAGCAGUACUCCUAUGCACUCUUCAAAGCCAUGAGCCAUAUGCUCUGCAUUGGUUAUGGAGCCCGCGCCCCUGUCAGCAUGUCCGAUCUCUGGAUAACCAUGUUGAGUAUGAUUGUGGGGGCUACCUGUUAUGCCAUGUUUGUUGGUCACGCGACUGCCCUAAUUCAGUCUCUGGAUUCUUCACGACGACAAUACCAAGAGAAGUACAAACAAGUGGAACAGUACAUGUCAUUCCACAAGUUACCUGCUGAAAUGCGCCAGAAGAUCCAUGAUUACUAUGAACACCGCUACCAAGGCAAGAUUUUUGAUGAAGAAAAUAUUCUCAAUGAGCUCAAUGAUCCCCUUAGGGAGGAGAUUGUCAACUUCAAUUGUCGCAAGCUGGUUGCUACGAUGCCUCUUUUCGCUAACGCAGAUCCAAAUUUUGUGACUGCCAUGCUGAGCAAGCUGCGAUUUGAGGUGUUCCAGCCUGGCGAUUAUAUUAUCCGAGAAGGCGCUGUGGGUAAAAAGAUGUACUUCAUUCAGCACGGUGUCGCUGGUGUCAUCACCAAAUCCAACAAGGAGUUGAAGCUGACAGAUGGCUCUUACUUUGGAGAGAUUUGCCUUUUGACCAAGGGCCGUCGAACUGCCAGCGUACGAGCUGACACAUACUGUCGCCUGUACUCCCUCUCCGUGGACAACUUCAAUGAGGUUCUGGAAGAGUACCCCAUGAUGAGAAGGGCCUUUGAGACAGUGGCAAUUGAUAGACUGGACAGGAUAGGGAAGAAGAACUCAAUCCUCCUGCAGAAGUUCCAGAAAGAUCUCAAUACCGGUGUUUUCAACAAUCAGGAGAACGAGAUCUUGAAGCAGAUAGUGAAGCACGACAGGGAGAUGGUGCAGACUAUCGCCCCGGUUAGCUUGCAGCAGCUGCCAGCGCUGAAUGCGAGCACCUCCACCGCGGCGUCGGCAUCGCGCAUCAGGACGCAGUCUCCUCCCGUUUAUACCGCCACCAGCCUCUCCCACGGAAACCUGCACUCCCCCUCGCCGAGCACGCAGACCCCCCAGCAAGCCGUCAUCCUCUCGCCGUGCUCCUACACCACGGCCGUCUGCAGCCCCCCCGUACAGAGCCCGCUGGCAGCUCGAACUUUCCAGUACGCCUCCCCGACGGCCUCGCAGCUCUCCCUCAUGCAGCAGCAGCAGCAGCAGCAGCAGCAGCAGCAGCAGCAGCCGCCGCCGCCCAGCUCGUCGCAGAAGAGCGAGGUCCACAAGAGCACGCAGGCCCUGCACAACACUAACCUGACGCGAGAGGUGCGGCCCCUCUCCGCCUCGCAGCCUUCGCUGCCCCACGAGAUUUCCACUCUGAUCGCGAGGCCUCACCCCACCGUGGGGGAGUCGCUGGCCUCGCUCCCGCAGCCCGCCCCGGGCGCCCCCGUGCCCCCGGCCGCCCGAGGCACCGUGCCCCAGCGGGUCGCGCUCUUCCGACAGAUGUCGUCGGGCGCCAUCCCCCCGAACCGGGGGGCCGCGCCGCCCCCGGCCCCUCUGCAGAGGGAUUCUUCCGCAGUCUUAAGCACAGAUCCCGAGGGAGACAAACCACGAUUUGCGUCAAACUUAUGAUCCCUGGUAACUGUGAGAAACAGACUUUGUAAUAGACUGAGAAUCAUCCCAGGAACUGUUUUAGCCUAUUUCCUAAUGUACCCCAGCAGUCUACUACGAAAAACAUACUUUAGACAGCUUUGCCCUACUUAACGAAUGUAAAAAUUAUAUAUAUAUAUAUAAAAUAUAUAUAUCCAAAAAAAGGAGUUAAGAAAACCUAUUUGAAUUCAUGUCUUCCUUUCUCAUAACCAUUAAAGGAGUCUAAAUUCUGCUGUGAUAUUAUUUAUUUUUAAUGUGUCAACUUUAAAAUGAGUCGAACAGAUUUCUCUAUUUAUGAAAAGGUUUCCUUUUUUCGUGGGAAAAUUGUCAACACAGUAACAAGCUUCAAACAAGUACAAAAAGCAAAAAAAUCGAUCUAACUAAAACAGCACCGACUGAGUAAUAUUCUGAAACCUUCAUUCCUUCAUUUAUUCAUACACAUUGUUAGUAAUUUCUUGUGAAGAGUUCAUUUCCCAUUUCAUUUCAUAUUUUAGUGCUUUCCAUUUGGGAUUAGAUUGAAAAAUAAAUAUACUGCAAACAUCUGCAGUCAAAAGGCUGGCACUAGCACUCCUCUGGAUAGAUUGUAAUCUCAAAACAUGUAAACCAUUCUGUUGUUUCAGAAAAUGGGUGGACUUCAAUCUUCACAUUGCUAAAGACUUUUACAAAGACUAUAAAUAAUUGCCAUUGUAAAUAACUUUUUAGACCCAAACAAAAAUAGCUGCUGUGUGGUGUACCAUUGCCAGGUCUUUGUUUAGGAAUUUAGGUUCAGCUCUUCACUUCAAAAUUUACAGUUUUAAAAUUUGUUGAAGCUAAGUGCAACACAACUGUUAAAUUGUAAUGCAAUGGCUUAAAACCUACAAUGUUACUUUUACAUGCAAUGUUUUAUGCAAAAUUGUACGCUUGAUCCUGCAAACCGCUUGUACUUCACCAAUACCAUCACUUUUCUUCUCCUUGCCCUAAAUAGCAUCUGAAAAUAUUCCAUGCAUGCUUUGAAAAAAAAAGACUAUAAAAAUAGGUUCAGUCAGCCAUUGUAGGAAAAGGCUUUAUGGUAUCUUAGAAAAUAAUAAACAUUAAUUAAUUGUGUCUACCUUAAAAUUCCUAUAAUGCUGACUUUGAAUCUCUGGUUUAAGUCUAGAAGUGAGGUUUUUCAUUUAAAGGAUUAUUUGUAAACCACAGCUUGAUUUAGGCUUUCAGGUGCUUUCUGUGUCUUCACUGUAGUUUUGUAGUUGACUGUGGUGUUAAUUUAAAAAAAAUAAAUAUAAUAUAGCAUCAAAGUCUGUCUGGAAAUGCACGAUUUGCUCUGUGUAUAUUGUAAUUAAAUGGAUAGUAUAUCCUAAGGCAUGUAGUGUCAAACAUAGCCCAUAGAUAUGAGGUUUAUUAUUUUUUAUGUCUUCAAAACAGAAAGAAAAUGGUGACAGAAAGCAGGGUUAAAGCAUACCGUUUUGUGAACUUUUUAUUUUGUUUGCUCAAAUCUUCACGUUAUCUUAUCCACAAAAGAAGUCCUUUCAUAAUCAUUUGUGCCUGAUUUGUGACAUUAAAUAGAGAUUGAAACUAAGCGUGUCAUAAUUUAACUCAUUGAAACAUCAGCAUUAUGGCUAUGAUGCAAGCAUUUAUUCUGUUCUUUAACACCGAACUGACUCAUGCUAGGGAAAUAAAUGCAAAAGAGUUCUUCUUUUCCCAUUAAUGCUGAGUUUAAUGAUGCAUGGAAAAAUUAAACAACAUCACGAACUACGUAUUGCAGUGAAUCCAGAUGUACUUGAGAGCCAAGUAAAUAUUCUAAAGCUAACAGAGCUUGAACCCAUGCUGCCUGUUACACCUUUUACUAAAGUGGUACAUCAAAUAAAAAUUUUAAAAAAUAUUUCACCAGUUUUUGCUGACUUCCACUCACCAGUACAAAUCAAUGUAAUUAACCCAUUAACAUGCUGCUGCCAUCAAUCCGAGUGGCCCAGAGUAGUAUAUGAGGAAGCGAUUGUUUAAAAAUGUUCAGAACAUUAUGGAUACGCUGCAAGACCAUUUAUUUAUCAGUAAAAUACCCCUUAUUUUGUUUUAAUACUAACAAAUUCUGUCAGUUAAUUAAGAUCAUAUUCUGAUCUUUCAAACUGUUUAAGGUUUACAUUUGAUAGGAGCAAUGGGGUUAGUAGCAAAAUAUUUUUAUAUAUAUUUUUAUUUUAUUUUAAGCACUAUAAAGAAAUAUUAACUCACAUGGUCUUUCAGUGAAACCAUAAAUAAUUUUUAAUGACUUUGUAAUAGAGUGGACAAUAUCUAGGAUUUGUAUGUUAAUUCAACAAAAAUGGUACAGGGUAUAAAAUUAUAUACGUAUAUAUAUAUAUAUGUAUGUAUGAAUGUAUAUAUACUUAGAUUAAGAAACAAAUGACUCACAUUCCUGUAAUAUAAAGGUCCAUUGCUAGAUUCAGAACUAACUUAUUUUCUCUGUACAUAAGUAAGCCCAUAAGUAUGGAAUCUCACAUCUGUACAGGAUGAAAUGUAUUAAUGAAAAAGGUUGGAUCUUACUGCUGCUGGGAAGACUAUAGAUCUGAUUCUUACAAUAACUGUAUGAUCAGGGAUGAGUUAGAUUUUU
Dromaius novaehollandiae (emu) is the source of this 5170-nucleotide messenger RNA. Its product is annotated as potassium/sodium hyperpolarization-activated cyclic nucleotide-gated channel 1. NCBI's taxonomy places the organism in Eukaryota, Metazoa, Chordata, Aves, Casuariiformes, Dromaiidae. The coding region runs from base 1 to 2574 and encodes 857 amino acids. Gene Ontology annotation, molecular function: voltage-gated potassium channel activity. The record is from RefSeq and is a predicted model, not a curated record. The transcript is spliced from 8 exons. Gene Ontology annotation, cellular component: membrane; HCN channel complex; dendrite. Gene Ontology annotation, biological process: regulation of membrane depolarization; sodium ion transmembrane transport; potassium ion transmembrane transport.